AUGGCUGCAAUAAUCUCAGAAAACUUAAAAUUUGUUGGGCUCUUCUUCAAGAGUAAGAAUGUCGUGAUCUUCAAUGGCCUGAUAGGUUUAGGGACAGUAGCCAGUCAGACAGCAUACAAUAUUUUUGCAUUUCACUGUCCGUGUUCACCAAAGAAGAAUUACCUGUAUGGCCUGGUAGCCAUUGGUGCACCAGCUCUGGCUUUCUUUGUCAUCGGGGUGAUGCUGAAUCGAAAUACUUGGGACUUUGUGUCAGAGUGCCGCACCAGAAAAUGUCGGAAAUUAUCAUUGUCUGCUGCUUUUGCUCUGUUGGGCUCCAUUUUGGGCAGAGCAGUUGUUGCCCCCAUCAAUUGGUCAGUUAUUUCCCUCCUGAGAGGGGAGGCGUAUGUCUGUGCUUUCAGUGAGUUUAUAGACCCCUCUUCUUUGGAUUAUUUUCCUUCUACUACAAAGACUCCAGAGAUAAUGGCCCGAUUUCCAUGUAAGGAUGUACCCGCUCCAUUUAUGAACUACUCAAGAGUGAUUGAACGCCAGCUAAAGUAUGAAUCCCAGUAUAUGGAGGGUCCAUUGCUUGACAGCCUGUACUGGACAAAGUGGUAUAAUGAUGAGCCUCUUCCGAAUGGAAAUCAAUCCUUCAUUUACUACGAGAACAUGUUGUUAGGAGUCCCUCGUAGGCUGGUACACAAAGUUGCUCAGCUUGAAAAUGCUGUGAUGACUAUAUCGUCCAAACUGGAUGUUAUCAUGGAGAAAAUGAGACUUAAGACAUUAAACACAGACAACAAAGACAUAGAGAGGUAG
Molecule: messenger RNA, 792 nt
Organism: Carassius auratus (goldfish)
Lineage: Eukaryota; Metazoa; Chordata; Actinopteri; Cypriniformes; Cyprinidae
Product: calcium homeostasis modulator protein 2-like
Exons: 3
Coding region: 1-792 (263 amino acids)
Cellular component (GO): plasma membrane
Molecular function (GO): monoatomic cation channel activity
Source: RefSeq, a predicted model, not a curated record